Dendroctonus ponderosae (mountain pine beetle) is the source of this 1501-nucleotide messenger RNA. RefSeq names its product odorant receptor 67c. Bases 192 to 1340 code for a protein of 382 amino acids. The record is from RefSeq and is a predicted model, not a curated record. The transcript is spliced from 7 exons. Gene Ontology annotation, biological process: sensory perception of smell; detection of chemical stimulus involved in sensory perception of smell. Gene Ontology annotation, molecular function: olfactory receptor activity; odorant binding. NCBI's taxonomy places the organism in Eukaryota, Metazoa, Arthropoda, Insecta, Coleoptera, Curculionidae. Gene Ontology annotation, cellular component: plasma membrane.
UAAGCACUUAUCCAAUUAGCGAAUUUAGCCAGCAAGUUCUGUUUGUGCAACCGUUGCGCUUCUCUGUAAUUUUACAAUCAGCUAAUGAAACAUCUCGUCAUACGACGCAAGUUAAUUAAAGACGAAGCCGCCGCCGAUGAGGGUAUAAGAAGGGUUGACCCAGCUGGUUUUUGUCUCGAGGGUCUUUCACCAUGCUGUACCCGGUUCGCAAAGGGCUGCCCUUUUACCACAACUUGCUGGUUCUUAAGCUCGCGGGUUAUUACCCGAAAAGCAGCAAUUAUAAUAAGAAGCUCUUUUUCUACUGUCUGGUCUGCUGGAUGUCCCUCUGGACCGGCACUCUGUGGAAUUUAAUCAUUCUUCUUUAUUUGAGCAUACAAAAUAAAAGUAGUCACGGAAUCACAGAGGCAAUGGGCUACUUGAUUGGCAACAGCAGCUUAGCGCUGAUUUGCCUGCAUUUCGCCUUGAAGCAUCAGGAUUGGUCGCAUUUGAUGGACGCUCUGAUAGAUUUUCAAAAAUAUGGCAAGCCACCGAAAUUCAACACAGUUCAGACAAAUGCAAGCAAAGUGGGGAUCACCUUCUUUAAAGUGCUCUUCUGUGCUGCAGUUAUGUAUUGCGUUCUGCAAGUGCUGUUGGAAGAAGAGUGCGAAAAAAAGCUAACUUUUGGGAAAACCAGUUGCGGAAUGUUGCUACCAACGUGGUUCCCUGCAUCACACGCAGAGAGCAAACUAGCAAAACGCUUAUUAUUAAUCUAUCAACUGUUGGCUUGUUGGGCAAUCGCCCCCUUUACCGUGAUAGUGUCGCUGGUGCUUCAGGCCAACGAAUUCAUAGCAUACCGAAUCGAUCAUUUAAAAAGUCUGCUGAGGAAAGUCGGCAGCAAUGAGAAUCCGGAUCUUCAGCUGCAUCACUUUCUGGCUUAUGUUCAAUAUCACCAUCAUAUAAUCAGAUUAUGCAGAAAGUUGAAUUAUGUGGCUAAAUACACAACUGGACAUGUAGCGCUGACUUUUGUAACAGUGGUGGCGUGUUUUGGGCAUCAUUCCAUUCAGGAAAAGAGCCUGCAGUCUCUCACCUAUCAGGCCACUUACGUCAUAUCUAUGUGCAUCUUGUGCUAUGCUGGGCAAAACAUGCAAGAUCAAAUGCGUAGCAUCGGAGACGCUUUGUACUCAAGCACCUGGUAUAAUUGCAGCCUUAAAGUACAGAAAAUGAUCCCAUUGGUCUUGCUCAGAACCCAACAACCCAUUGGCUUGGACGCUGUACCACUGGGAGUGUUCAACUAUAUGCUGAUGGUGAUGGUGCUGAAAACUACUUACUCCUAUAUGAGUUUCUUAUCCAGAACAAUCUAAGGCAGGGUUGCUUAAAAAUAGUUAAAAUAGUUAACAACACUCAGCCCUCAGAAAGGCACUGUAGAUUCACAAAUUUGCUGUUGUAAAACAAGUAGCUGCAAGAGCCAUGGCAUGAAUUAAAAAUCGCCUGCACAUUUACGGGGCAACACGCUAAAUUAAAA